Pongo pygmaeus (Bornean orangutan) is the source of this 2444-nucleotide messenger RNA. RefSeq names its product leucine rich repeat containing 36 (gene LRRC36). Gene Ontology annotation, molecular function: protein binding. NCBI's taxonomy places the organism in Eukaryota, Metazoa, Chordata, Mammalia, Primates, Hominidae. Bases 59 to 2329 code for a protein of 756 amino acids. The transcript is spliced from 14 exons. The record is from RefSeq and is a predicted model, not a curated record.
GGGGCCUGGCGUGCGCCGGGUGGUCUCGCGGGGGGCGGCAGGUGAGCGGCGGGCGGGGAUGGCGGAGCAGUGGGAACUGGACGAGGAAGGCAUCCGCCGCCUGGGGGCGCUGACGCUGGAGCAGCCGGAACUGGUGGAGUCUCUUUCAUUGCAGGGAUCUUAUGCUGGAAAAAUCCAUUCCAUUGGUGAUGCCUUCAGAAAUUUUAAAAAUCUCCGAUCCUUGGAUUUAUCAAGGAAUUUGAUCACUAGCCUUAAGGGAAUCCAGUAUUUAUGUUCACUCCAAGACCUGAAUUUAUAUUAUAACAACAUUCCUUCAUUAGUGGAAGUGUCCCGUCUACAACCGUUACCCUUCCUCAAAGAACUGGAUUUGAGACUUAAUCCUGUUGUAAGGAAAGAUACAGAUUAUAGGCUCUUUGCUGUAUAUACACUACAAACUCUGGAGAAAUUAGAUGACCGAACUGUACGUGAAGGUGAGAGAAAAGCUGCCAAGCUGCAUUUUAGUCAGUUGGGCAACAGUGAAAAUUUUCUUUUAGAGGUGGAAAAAAGCUCUAGGGAGAAGACAAUGAAAAACUGUGUAACAGGUGAGAGCCCUGCAUCAAAAGUCAGUGCUAAUGUUGACAGCAGGAUUGAAAUGGACUCAAACAAGGGACUUUUUAUUCCCUUCCCCAACCGGGAAAUAAAGGAUUCCCUAAGUACUUCUGCAACUCAGGACAAUGGUACACCUGAUCAGAAAUUAGACACGUUCCCACUGGGGACAGAGACACAGGAAGUAGCAAGAAGGGAGAUGCCAAGUGACAAUCACCAGGAAGAUGAGUUCAGACACUACUCACCUCGUCAGUCCACAGUCCGAUCCCCAGAGAAGAUGACUAGAGAAGGGUACCAAGUAUCUUUUUUGGACAAUAAGUCUUCAGGUUCUUCUCCAGAAAAGGAAUUGAUACCAAAACCCGAUACUUUUCAUCUUACCCAUGAUGCCUCAUUGAGUAAACGCCUGGAUGUGGGUGAUUCUAGCCAGAUCCAUCCCUAUCAGUUACCUUCAGAUGUUGGUCUGGAAAAUUGUGACAGUUGUUAUUCUCAAACUCUAUCCCUGCAUGGAAGUCUUGGUAAAAGGCCUCAGAGAAGCAAGAACUAUCAAGAGUAUAGCAUAAAGCCUUCAAAUGACAUAAAGGCCACCGCUUCACAUUCCUGUGGAGACUUAUUAACUUCUCUGUCAAACCCUGACUCCAGCACUGGAAGGCUUUUGAAGCUUAGUUCAGAUCUGUAUGCCACAACCCAUUUCAACAGUGACCCUGCUGUACUUGUCAAUGUAGAGCAACAAUUAUCUACCAAUCUGGGUGAUUUAACACCAGCACAUGGUUCUGUCCCAAACAACGCUGUCCUGGGAAACAGGACAACUCCUCUGCGGACACUGCUGUUGUCUCCUGGGACUUCAGAAGACAGAAAGAUUUUUACCAAGAGGUCUCUAAGCCCAUCGAAGAGAGGAUUCAAAUGGAAGGACAAUAUCCUUGCCAACCUGAAUCUAAAGCAUGGUUUCCGAGAUGCUACAGGCAGCGAGCCUCUCUCUAGUGACCUGGGUAGUUUGCACGGUUUGCCUGGAAACCACAGUCCCCCCAUCUCUGCCAGAACCCCCCAUGUGGCCACUGUCCUCAGACAGCUCCUGGAACUUGUGGAUAAGCACUGGAAUGGCUCCGGCUCCCUCCUCCUCAACAAGAAGUUUCUCGGUCCUGCCCGAGAUUUGCUUCUGUCUUUGGUAGUCCCGGCUCCUUCUCAGCCGACGUGUUGCUCACAUCCUGAAGACACGACAAAAGCCUUCUGCAGGAGGGAGCUUGAACUGAAGGAGGCUGCGCAGCUGGUCCCUAAUGACAUGGAAAGUUUGAAGCAAAAACUGGUCAGAGUGCUGGAGGAAAACCUCAUUUUGUCAGAAAAAAUUCAACAGUUGGAGGAAGGUGCUGCCAUCUCAAUUGUGAGUGGGCAACAGUCACAUACUUAUGAUGAUCUUCUGCACAAAAACCAACAGCUGACCAUGCAGGUGGCUUACCUGAACCAGGAGCUUGCCCAGCUGAAAAAGCUGGAGGAGACAGUUGCCGUUCUCCAUGAAAGUCAGAGAUCCCUGGUGGUAACUAAUGAGUAUCUGCUGCAGCAGCUGAAUAAGGAGCCAAAAGGUUAUUCCGGGAAAGCGCUCCUGCCUCCUGAGAAGGGUCACCAUCUGGGGAGAUCAUCGCCCUUUGGGAAAAGCACGUUGUCUUCCUCCUCACCAGUGGCACAUGACACUGGUCAGUAUCUAAUACAGAGUGUCUUGGAUGCUGCCCCAGAGCCUGGCUUAUGGAGCUAGCAUGGAACUCACACCACAGCUUCCCUGGUCCACAGAGGCUCUCACCGCCAUUGCCACCAGUAUGGUGGUAUGUACUCACAAAGAUUAAGAAAGAAAUGUAUUCUGAUUAGAUUGU